CCACUUGGGCAGGUUCAAUCGUUCUUCAACCAUCAUCCAGACUCUACUUGCAAUACAACCACAUUUUGAACCACUUGAUUACCAGGAUCACUCAACACAGUAUUUCGAUCUCCCUCGGACGACAAAGGACUAAUGGCGCUUUGAAGUUGUUUUUGGUCAUGCUGCUGAAAAUUUAACUUCAAACAUGCCUCCUCAGCGGCAUCUCCCUCCAUCCACGCAACCAAGAGUUCGUCAACGCAGCGCAAGAGCUUGCGGUCCAUGCCGACGACGAAAGAUCAAAUGUGAUGGUACAGAGCCAUGUGCUGCUUGUGCUGUAUAUGGGUAUGACUGUGUCUUUAAUGAUACUCCACGUCGAAAGCCCGCGGCAAAGUCGCCGGACCGUCCGGUUGCAACCACUGAGGUUGCCAAUCCAAUAUUGCCGGGCACUGCAAUCACGCUGGGAGAACCUCUGAAAAACAAUGAGCUUUUCAUUGCCUCGGAGAGUAUUCUGGAACCCUCUAAUACCGACCCGCUGCUGUUGCGAGCACUCAAGACAAGAUUCACCACCAUCCAUAGUGCAAUCGCAGUCCCAAGAAAAUUAGGCAUGACACUUGGUUUACAACCUCUUCCUCGAUUGCAAUCGUUCGGCUGGAAUCCAGGAAUACGGCCUGAGCCUCAUGUAACCCCCAAAAUCGGUUUAUGCGACAUUAUUUCAGUAGAUCAGAUGAGAUAUUAUUCAGAUAUCUACUUCAACGAGGUUCAUCCUUACUUUGGUAUAUUGGAUAAAGACCUUUACACUAUGCGAUCAAAAGAGUUUUGGCUUGUUGGGAGAAAAGGCAUCGACUUCGAAGCAUGCAUUUGUGGAGUUGUCGCUUUGGGUUCUUACUUUUCUUCUGAGCCAUUGUCUACGGAAGCAGAAGUCGUUGAGCAAGGACGGUACUUGCUGGACUUCAGUAUUGCACACGCACCUGCCCAGCUUUCCAUAAAGCACGUUCUUGCUUGGAUACUGAGAGCUAUCUAUCUACGCUCCACCACGAGACCACAUCUUUCAUGGCUUGCUUCAUGCAAUGCAAUGCAUUUGGCAGAAGCUAUUGGGCUUCAUCGGGAAAUCAGUGAAAGCCAAGUUCCAUGCGAGCGCCUUGGCAACCACCGACCCGUCGAGCCUUUAGAGGUGGAUCUUCGACGAAGGACAUUCUGGGUGGCUGUCGCUCUCAACCAGCUUUUAUGCUCCGAGUAUGGCCGUACCAAAAUUACAAUCGAUAUGAUCAGUUGUAAACCUCUACAACCUGUACCUGGAGAUUUUACACUAGAUGUUGUCAACAUCAUGACUUCCGUGCCACGAUCUCAAGAUUUCACGACUGCGAACAUCGCUGAACUGGUCGACUCGCUUCGAAUGGCCUGCGAGAUGCCAGCCAAGAGCGCUUUUCUUGGACUUUUGAAAGCUGAUGCAUGUUUCUGCAUAUACCGAAUGCUGCGAUGCACGAAUAUUAUUCUACCUUCUUGUCGAGUAACUCCUUUACUGGAGGUUAUUCGUGUUGCAUUAGAUGGAGUAAAGUUCCUCUGCUCUAUGCGACAAGCUUGGUGGAAUCUUAUCGGCACACCAUUUCACUGCGUUUGUGUUCUGUUAGCCCUUGGUACACCAGCGAGUUUGGAAAUGGUCCCAAAAACUCUGGAGACUCUGAAAGCUGCUACGGAUUUAUAUAACUCGCAUCUCUCAGAUGAGACUCUGAGAACAGCAUACGCCCUUGUUCAGGGUGCAAGAGACAAGAGGAAGCAAGAAAUUGAAAAUUUGGAUCGUGGCCUCGAAAAUGUGGGAGAGUUGCCUUCUGCAACCAACGGUGAACUGGACAGCGUUGGCUUCUUUGAAAGUCCAAUGAACGGGGACAUGGGCGGAUUCAUGGACUUCGUUGAUAUAGUCAACUUCUAUGGCCCCGAGGUGGACGCCUUUAUGCUUACAUAGAGCUAUACAAGUCACCAAUCUCAUUGUCAUCAUGGCCCUGGAUUUCCGCGAUACUGUAGAAUUACUCAUCGCGUAGGACGUUCCGUCCGGGAGCCGCCGUCCGGUCCGUCCUUUCCGAACGUCCAACUCUAACCAAAAGGACUUGGUUGAUCAUCCCCGCGGCUUUUUCUUACGACGGAAUGGACGGGAAUUGUGAUAAACCCGAUAAUGUCUGGGGUUCACCUGCGGUCUAGAGGCACGCUUCGACGUGUCGGUGACUAACAGUUGAUCGACAUCAUUUCUUUCUUCGCCAACAAUGGUGUAUAUGUACUUUCCGGCAGGAACUUUCCUUAUUCAACUUAUCUUCAUUUGCUUUGACUGAGAACUUCACCACUGGGAUUGUUUUUGGUCCAAUUUUCUCCUCACUUUGCCCAGCUUAAAGGCCAAACCGCAAUACACUUUCCGCUCGGAGACAAUAACUGUCAAACAUGUCAAGCAGU
Mollisia scopiformis is the source of this 2418-nucleotide messenger RNA. RefSeq lists its product as uncharacterized. Gene Ontology annotation, biological process: DNA-templated transcription; regulation of DNA-templated transcription; response to xenobiotic stimulus. The coding region runs from base 185 to 1939 and encodes 584 amino acids. The record is from RefSeq and is a predicted model, not a curated record. The transcript has a single exon. Lineage: Eukaryota; Fungi; Ascomycota; Leotiomycetes; Helotiales; Mollisiaceae. Gene Ontology annotation, molecular function: DNA-binding transcription factor activity, RNA polymerase II-specific; zinc ion binding; DNA binding.